CGUAACAAAAAUAUAUGCGUAGUUCAAGGGGUAAAUCGUAAGUUCCGUCUAUAAGAUCCCCACCCAGCCCACUGGGAGACGGAAAAAAAAAUAAUCUCGGUUUCGCUUCGCGUCGCGUGAGUGGGAAGGAAGCGAAAGCUCGCGAAAGGGCCUUGUCUUCCAGCGGAGCGGAGCGGGGGAGAUGGCGGGGAAGGGAGGCAAGGGCCUGCUUGCGGCGAAGACGACGGCGGCCAAGUCGGCGGAGAAGGACAAGGGGAAGAAGGCCCCCGUCUCCCGCUCCUCCCGCGCCGGGCUCCAGUUCCCUGUUGGCCGUAUCCAUCGCCAGUUGAAGCAAAGGACUCAGGCAAAUGGUCGAGUUGGUGCUACUGCAGCAGUCUACUCUGCUGCCAUUCUGGAGUACUUGACUGCUGAGGUUCUGGAGCUCGCCGGGAAUGCUAGCAAGGAUCUGAAGGUGAAGCGUAUCACUCCUCGUCACCUGCAGCUGGCCAUCCGUGGAGAUGAGGAGCUUGACACCCUCAUCAAGGGCACCAUCGCAGGUGGAGGUGUCAUUCCGCACAUCCACAAGUCCCUGAUCAACAAGUCCUCCAAGGAGUGAAGACUAGGAGAUGUGCAUCGUAGUUUAAACUGGACUUUUAUGUGCUCCUGUGUUGUAAGUCCCGGUCAUCGUGUAGGUUUUAGUUAAGCUAUCAGGUUGAAGUGAUCCUUCUGUGUAACGCUUUCCUGGUACUGCGUCAGUUAUUUGAACAUCGUGUUGUUGAGUUGUUAGCUUCAGGGGUGCAAACCUGGAUACUUAUUUAGUUAUUGUGACUUACUAUUCCAGUUCUGUCAUUGUUUGUUUUUAAUUGCCCCCUUGUAUUUUGCUGCGAUUCUACCUGAAUGGAUUGUGUACUGCCCAUAUUUAGGGUUAGUUGCUAA
Messenger RNA from Phragmites australis (common reed), 915 nucleotides. RefSeq names its product probable histone H2A variant 3. Lineage: Eukaryota; Viridiplantae; Streptophyta; Magnoliopsida; Poales; Poaceae. The transcript has 3 exons. Bases 182 to 595 code for a protein of 137 amino acids. The record is from RefSeq and is a predicted model, not a curated record. Gene Ontology annotation, cellular component: nucleosome. Gene Ontology annotation, molecular function: structural constituent of chromatin; protein heterodimerization activity; DNA binding.